Messenger RNA from Ostertagia ostertagi, 459 nucleotides. NCBI's taxonomy places the organism in Eukaryota, Metazoa, Nematoda, Chromadorea, Rhabditida, Trichostrongylidae. The record is from the annotation of a GenBank genome assembly.
AUGAUGUGCAACAUGGCCGCCUUUAAACAACAUCUGGUCUUUGGGUUCUGGAAAGCAUCGAUCAUGCAUGAUCCGGAAGGGCUGUUUGAUGAAAAGGUAAAUACCGCGAUGGGUUCCAUGGGGCGCAUUACCUCGCUUAAAGACCUGCCACCGGAUAAGAUACUCAAGGCUUAUAUCAGGGAGGCCAUGCGGCUGAAUGAUGAAGGCAUAAAGUUACCGGUGGCCAAUCUGCGAAAGGGAAAACAAGCCCCGGAACCGGAAACUCCUGCUGACCUCGCGGCGCUGCUGGAUGAGCAUCCGCAGGCAACAACAAAGUGGCAGUCAUUUGCCCCUUCACACCGGCGCGAGUACAUUGAAUGGAUCGUGUCGGCAAAAACAGCACCCACCCGUGAAAAGCGGCUGGCGACUACGAUUGAAUGGCUGAUCGAAGGAAAGUCUAAGAACUGGAAAUACAAAUAA